AUGCUGAGGAACCGCAUCAGCCUGGAGAGGACGUACGCCCACGAGCUGAGCAAGAUGGCGCGGUACUCGCGUCUGGACGAGCUGGAGCACGGCACGAUGAAGAACGCUCUGUCGAGCUUGAGGGCGCAGUACCUCAACACGAGCGUGCAGCACCAGCAGUUCGCCAAGAACCUCGAGGAAGACGUGCUGAGGCCGAUCGAGAUCUUGUACGAGGUCAACAGCGAGCGAGAGCAGAGUCUGGCGCGGCGAAUCAACAACGUCAAGAAGGACGUCAAGGUCCAAGAAGAUGCGUACAGGAAGGACUACAGCGCCUUUGACAAGAACUUCCGCGAUGCUUCUGCUUCAUUCUCCGCUGCGAUGGACUCGGGGUUCUCCAGUACGUUGCUUGAAGACCAGUACCACCAGCGUCUUGCGCAGAUGGACGUUGGCGACAGUCCAGCGAAGGCGAAGAAGGCAGGGUCGACCGCUCUAACGAUCCGCCACGACAAAUCGACUGGCGCUGGUGCGCUGAAAUCGAUCAACAACAAUAAGCUCGUGAACUGGCUGCGGUCGUCCGAGAGCCACCGGAAGGAGGACCUGGCUGGCAACACCGUGAAGCUGAUGGAGGCUGCUGAGAAGUCGAGGAGGAAGUGCCUGGAAUCGUGGCAAGGCGUCGAAGUGAACCGAAUCAGGAUGUAUCGCGCUGUUCAAGCGGUGCUUGCGGAUUACCAGCAAAUUGCAGAGGACCGCAUCGCCACCAUCGCCACGAACCUCCGCAAGCACGUCGUGUUUGCCUCGUCGACCCUGGCAAACGAGCAGUACGACUGGCAGGUCAUCGCGCCAAAGUUCGAGAACGUCGACGUCAAGAGCGACAUCCACGACUUCAUCCGCUCCACGCGUGGGAGCCGAGGUCGGUUCCACUUGGCGGACUUGACUGUGAACGAUUUGUGUAACGACACCACCCAGUCGUUGGUGACGUCGCCAUCCUCGAAGCCGUGUCGGCCGCUGCGGAAGACUCGCCUCGAGAUCCGCGAUAUCUCGUCCAAAAAGGUCCCGUUCGACUACGAUGGCAACCAGGAGCCUCUG
Messenger RNA from Phytophthora sojae, 1065 nucleotides. RefSeq lists its product as hypothetical. The transcript is spliced from 4 exons. The record is from RefSeq and is a predicted model, not a curated record. The annotation marks the transcript as partial. NCBI's taxonomy places the organism in Eukaryota, Oomycota, Peronosporomycetes, Peronosporales, Peronosporaceae. Gene Ontology annotation, cellular component: cytoplasm; plasma membrane.